AUGAAUAGCCAAGACAGAGAAAUUGGAACACCCAUAAAUGGCUCUCUCAAGCUGAUCCAUAGAAGCCAUCAUGAUCUAGAUGAAGACAAAAAUGGAGUGUUUCCAUGUUUAUGACUUACUUGCAGUAGACAAACCUUGAAAUCCUUUGGAAAUGUGAAGAUCUCAAGAGAACUUAAAGAAUAUAAGAUCAACGCUCGCCAUAAGAUUAGACACAAAGCUCUCUCAUUUAUCAAGCAGCAGAGGGUUGAUUUCUUGUGGUUGAUCCAGCACCUUUUUAGUCCUCAUCAUAAGGUCAGGAAUUGACAUAUUAGACUUCCUGACACAGUUUUCUUUCGUAAAGGCAAAAUAGUUCUACGAGUGAAGUCAGAUGCAAACGACUUCUUACACCCAAUCAGAAAUCCUAAGAAGCUAAAGACUACAGAAAUCAGGUCAAAUUUCCCAACUAUUACCAGAGAAAGAAGGAAGCGGAAUCAAGUAGGUAGUACCCUCGAUAUGAUGGAGGAAGAAGAGGAAGAGUCUAGAGCAGUCACCAGCACUAUCAAGACUAAUAAAAUUGAUGUAUCUUCCAUCAGCUUCUCCAAAGGUGAAGCUUACAAAGAGUUUAAUCUUCCCCAAGGAAAGACCUUGCAUGGAAAUUUCUACAGAGAUAUUGCUAUAAUCCAAUAUUACAACCAAGAAGGCGCUUAUAAUAACAUUCAAAAGGAAGAAAAGCAGCCAUUUAUUUCAAAAAUUUACAAGCCGGUCUCUGAAAAUGAGUUCCUCAGAGUCAUGACCAGGAGGCCUAAUGAUGAUUACUGGAAAAAGAUUGAAUUUAUCCAAACCUGCGUUAAGGCGAAGAAAGGGAUUGGAGAGAAUAUUAAGAUUGACUUCUACUCCAGAAUCAGCAAGGAGUACCCAAUGAACCAUAUUGUUUACAAUUUCCGAAAAUUCAAAGCUGAUCAAUGGCUGAUGAAACACAAUCCCAAAGAAUAUUGCAGAAAGCAAGUAAUUAAGAUGUGAUAUUAUAUCAGCAAGUUGUAUAAUUAUGAAAUCCUCCGAAUGCAGUGUACCUUCCUAGCAGAUGACGAUGGCCUGAUAUGGUUUAGUAAGGUAGAAAACUGCUUUGUAAGAGUGAAACCUGGUUGCCAAGAAAACUCUUCCAUUUUUGAUAUGCCUCAAAAAGAUAGCGAUUCCAAAAGAGAGUCUUCUUUCACACCCCAAUUUCACUUUAAUUACAUCCACGGAGAACUGCAACAACUAGAAGAGAAGGAAAGAAAAACAACUGAGAAAAGAAUUCAUUCCCUCUCUACUAAUAUGCUUAGCCAAUUCGAACAGUUUAAGAAGGAAUCUACUGUCAUGGAUUACCUUGAGGAAAAAUAACGACUAUAAAGCUGCCAAUGAAGCAAUCAAAGAGUUGUACCCUGACAGAAAUUUCACACUUAAGGAUGUUCUGGCAAACGAUUCUUAUUCAUCAAAGAACCUUAACUCCUUCUCUUUUGGUGAGGGUAAUCCUCCUAAGACUAGCAAGGUCCUUAGUAAGAGCAUGAUGGAGGCCAGCUCUAAGCUAUCACAUAGUAAAAGUAAAGAGAGAAGUGUAAUAACCGAUUUUGGAAUUAGACCAGACCCUAAUAUGAAGAAGAGCACCAGUCUUGCCCAGAUAACCGGGAAUAAGUCUGAGCUUCUAAACCUACUCCCUGAUCUAGGAGCUAAUAACCAUUACAAGAGCAUUGAUGAUCCUAAAGCGAAGUAUGCUAACCCUCUUGGCUUAAGACGCUUAGGAGUUUACAAGCAUAGGUUCUCUAUCUCCUCAAAAAGUAGGGCCACUGGCCCUACUUCAAGGAUGAGUUACCUACAAAGUAACUCUAUGGCAUCAGACAGAACAGCAAGGUUUGCGCUAAGCAUUCCCUAUGAAUAAUUUUAUUUCCAUUUUCUAAA
This is a messenger RNA of Moneuplotes crassus, 1914 nucleotides long. NCBI's taxonomy places the organism in Eukaryota, Ciliophora, Spirotrichea, Euplotida, Euplotidae. The record is from the annotation of a GenBank genome assembly.